GAUUCGGCUCUGACUUCGGAGACGAAAGCACAGACUUGGUCCUUGUUUUCUUUAAUAUCGCAGAAUUCUCUCGGAUUUUGGUGUAUUUCCUUCAUCGAAACAUCGCUUUGAUUGCUCUCCAAACUGCAGAGAUUUACUCAUUUUUCUUUGAACAGUUUGAUACUUGUUCUACCUUUCAAGAAACAAGUCGAAGAGUUGCUGAAGAACUGAAGUUGAGGAUAGCGGACACCUCCCACCGUCGAACGGGCUACGUAAGCGUGAAAAAGAGGCGUGUACCGGCUGAGAAAAUGGCAGAGGGCCCAGCGGCGGCUGCUGCAGCGACUGGAAAUAGCACACGAGAGGAACGUGAAGAUCUUCUUCUCUAUAGAAGUGAGAUCGAUGGUUAUGGAUUCAAAAGACCAGAUGACUUUGAUUAUGAGACGUAUGAGGAAUUUAUGAAGCAGUAUCUAUCCGUUUUAGCCCGGAGAGCAAAGAAAUGGGAAAUUGUGAUUAAAGGAAGUCAGAAAGUUAAGAAAUCAAGAAAAAUGAAGCGGUACAUCCGUAAGGGUAUCCCAUCGGAACACAGAGGGACGGUGUGGAUGAUGGUGAGUGGUGCGCUUAAACUCAAGAAGAAAAACCCGGGUUUAUAUCAACAUCUUCUAGAUGCUCCUAAAGACCCAGAUAUUGUAGAAGUUAUCAAUAUAGAUCUUCAUCGAACAUUCCCAGAUAACAUUCACUUCAGCAACGAUGCCCAGUACAGCAAACGAACAGCCUUGUCUAACGUUCUUGUAGCAUUUGCCCAUCAUCGGCCCGAGGUCGGUUACUGCCAGGGUCUCAACUUCAUUGUCGCCCUCAUGCUGCUUGUCUUACAAGACGAAGAGAAUUGUUUCUUUUUACUGCUUCAGUUAACGACCAACAUAUUGCCAGAUUACUAUGUACCUCACAUGAGUGGCUUAAAGACAGACCAGGAAGUACUUGGUGAGCUGAUCAAAGAGAAAUGUCCUGACGUAGCCAGGCAUAUGGAGAAAGAACAGGUUCCUUGGUCAAUACCAACCACCAAAUGGUUCAUCUGUCUCUUCUUAGAUGUACUUCCCGUGGAGACGGUACUAAGAAUAUGGGACUGUCUAUUCUACGAAGGUUCCAAGAUCCUUUUCAGAGUCUGCCUUUCACUUAUCAAAAGAAACGAAGAGGAGAUCAUCAGAGCCACCAACAUUUCAGCGCUCGUCGAUGUCUUCAAGAAGGUCACAGCAGCAUCCGCAAAUAUCGACUGCCAUACAUUCUUAGAGGAAGUAUUCCAGAGCUCACAGCCACUGAAGAGAGGGACUAUAGAGAAGCUCCGCUACCUCUGCAGACAAAGAGUUGAACAAGGGCCAUAGGUCAAAGGUCAAAAUUAUAUCAAGGACAUCCUGCCAGUAUACAACUACCAAAGGUCAAAGUGAUUGUAAGGGAGAAGGAGAUGUUUGUUUUUCGUGAUUGAUGCUUAUCAGUGAUUGUGCUUGCCAAGAUGGCGAUGAUGACCCAACUGAUCAGGUGACCUACAUGUGAUCAGGUGACCUACAUGUGAUCAAGUGACCUACAGUUGCUCAAAAUCUGUGCCAUGUCAAUGGGAUGAUGAGGAACUUAUCUUGUGUCAAAGGUCAAAUUGAAAAGAAGAUGAUGACCCAAGUGAUCCGGUGGCCUACAGGAGCUGUAAGUCUGUGCUGUGUCAGUAGGAUGGUGAGGAGGUUAAAGGUCAUCUUGUGUCAAAGGUCAAAUGGAAAAAAGGAAUGAUGAUGAUCCAAGUGAUCAGGUGACCUAUAGGAGCUCAAAGCCUGUGCCAUGUCAAUGGGGUGGUGAAGAAGUUAAAAGUCAUCUUGUGUCCAAGAUCAAAUUGAAAGGAAGAUGAUGGCCCAAGUGAUCAGGUGGCCUUCAGGAUAUCAGGUGACCUGCAGGUGAUUGGGUGACCUACAGGAGCUCAAAGUCUGCCAUGUCAAUGAGAUGGUGAGGAAGUUGAAGCUCAUCUUUGGGUCAGAGGUCAAAUUGAAAUAAUGAAUGUCUUGUUACACGACCGGUGGGACGAAUAGGAUAUGUCAUUAUUUCACCUACUUCCUUCAGGAGAGUUUAAGACCUCUCAAAAUUGUCCAUGGAAGUUACAGCCUUUCUUCUGAUGAAAAGGUCAAAUGGGUAGGUCAGAAGGUCAAAUGGAUAUGCUGUUUGUGGAAAAGUACGAAUUGGCAUAAAUGAAAUUUCAGACAACUUCUAAAGUCACUACUACCUUGCAUCAUGUCAGCACAUUUCUAAUGAAGACUCGUCUUACAAAGAGUUGCGAUUGAUCCAAUCAAUCCUAACUCUAUGGAAAUCCAUCAGUGUCAUAA
This is a messenger RNA of Lytechinus variegatus (green sea urchin), 2333 nucleotides long. RefSeq names its product growth hormone-regulated TBC protein 1-A-like. The transcript has 7 exons. The coding region runs from base 288 to 1355 and encodes 355 amino acids. The record is from RefSeq and is a predicted model, not a curated record. NCBI's taxonomy places the organism in Eukaryota, Metazoa, Echinodermata, Echinoidea, Temnopleuroida, Toxopneustidae.